AUGAAACAUACCAUCUUCCUCAUCACCACCCUCGCCGCAUGGGCCAGCGCAUCGAAACAAUACUGCAACACGGGCACAGAUGGCGAUGGGAGUUGCGAAAAGCAAGGCUGGAAUACCUUCUGCUGCAUGAACAACCCCAAUGAGCCUGACUUCCAGAUCACGCGAACGGUUCUCGAUACUUCCAACGCGCCGAAUGGCUUCGAUAAUUGUGGGCCGGGUAAUAAUGGGAAGGUUUCUUGUUGCGAUCCCAAGGAGAAGUAG
Hymenoscyphus albidus is the source of this 261-nucleotide messenger RNA. The record is from the annotation of a GenBank genome assembly. NCBI's taxonomy places the organism in Eukaryota, Fungi, Ascomycota, Leotiomycetes, Helotiales, Helotiaceae.